Molecule: messenger RNA, 1233 nt
Organism: Sceloporus undulatus (fence lizard)
Lineage: Eukaryota; Metazoa; Chordata; Lepidosauria; Squamata; Phrynosomatidae
Gene: PSMA4
Product: proteasome 20S subunit alpha 4
Exons: 9
Coding region: 105-1028 (307 amino acids)
Biological process (GO): ubiquitin-dependent protein catabolic process
Cellular component (GO): nucleus; cytosol; proteasome core complex
Source: RefSeq, a predicted model, not a curated record
CUCCUCCCGGCUUCUUAGCAGACCAGAGUGCGCCUGCGCGGGACGGCGGCCAUUUUAGAAGCCGGAAGCGGGAGUACUGAGGCCUAGCACAGCCUAGAAACACAAUGUCUCGAAGAUAUGAUUCCCGAACUACCAUUUUUUCCCCAGAAGGGCGCCUGUAUCAGGUUGAAUAUGCCAUGGAAGCUAUUGGCCAUGCAGGCACCUGCCUUGGAAUCCUAGCAAAUGAUGGUGUGUUAUUGGCAGCAGAAAGGCGCAACAUCCACAAACUCCUGGAUGAGGUCUUUUUUUCAGAGAAAAUAUACAAGCUCAAUGAGGAUAUGGCUUGCAGUGUGGCUGGAAUAACGUCAGAUGCCAAUGUGUUAACAAAUGAACUGAGGCUAAUUGCACAGAGGUAUUUACUGCAAUACCAAGAGCCAAUCCCUUGUGAGCAAUUGGUAACAGCCCUGUGUGAUAUCAAGCAAGCUUACACCCAAUUUGGGGGAAAACGUCCUUUUGGUGUUUCAUUGUUAUACAUUGGCUGGGACAAGCAUUAUGGGUUCCAGCUGUAUCAGAGUGAUCCUAGUGGAAAUUAUGGUGGAUGGAAAGCCACUUGCAUUGGAAACAAUAGUGCUGUAAGUUGCUCAUCACUUACGUUUGCCUUUUUCCAUAUUGUUGAAAAUAACAUUUUUGUAAGGAAGUAUACAGGAACUCCACAUUCUUGCACAAUCCUACAUCAAAAUGGAGGUGUCAGCAUUUACCUUCUUUCACAGGCAGCUGUGUCAAUGUUAAAGCAAGACUACAAAGAGGGAGAAAUGACCUUAAAAUCUGCACUGGCCUUAGCUAUCAAAGUUCUGAAUAAAACCAUGGAUGUCAGUAAACUGUCUGCAGAGAAAGUUGAGAUUGCAACUCUAACAAGGGAGAAUGGAAAGACAAUAAUAAGAGUUUUGAAGCAAAAAGAAGUGGAAGUGUUGAUAAAGCAGCAUGAAGAGGAAGAGGCCAAAGCAGAGCGCGAAAAGAAAGAAAAAGAGCAAAAAGAGAAAGAUAAAUGAAUCAAGCACCUUGACAGAGGUGGAGGGCCAUUUCAAUAAACUAGUACUGACCUUAGUGGUGAAGUCAGGGAGCCAUGAAUCUUGUUUAUUGAAUCCGUUCCUUUGCACUGUUGCAAACUGUAAGUUUUUUUCAGAGUGAAUUAUAAUAUCUCAGUUCUUUUCGUCUUUAUUUCUUUUUUAUUGCAUAAUAAAGCUUUGAAAUGGU